This is a messenger RNA of Lachancea sp. 'fantastica', 372 nucleotides long. Lineage: Eukaryota; Fungi; Ascomycota; Saccharomycetes; Saccharomycetales; Saccharomycetaceae. The record is from the annotation of a GenBank genome assembly.
AUGAGCGAAGAAAAUAACGGAAACGAGGUUUUCGGCAGGAUAAAAACACAUUUCCCGCCGGCCAAGAUCAAGAAAAUAAUGCAAACAGACGAGGAUAUCGGCAAAGUAUCGCAGGCCACGCCUGUGAUCACAGGCCGGUCGCUGGAAUUUUUCAUAGCGAUGCUGGUGAACCGCAGUGGGCAUGUGGCCAAGGACAUGGGGUGUCGUAGGAUAAGCGGGGACGUGAUGAAGAAGACGAUCAUGUCUGAUGAAAAGUUUGAUUUUCUGCGAGAGCUGAUAUGUGGUGAGAAUGGUAAGGCCGAUGGUGAGGAUGGUGAGGAUGCUGCCGGUGGUGGUGCGGCCGGUGGAACGACCGCAGACGAAGAAGAGUGA